Molecule: messenger RNA, 2289 nt
Organism: Trichoderma breve
Lineage: Eukaryota; Fungi; Ascomycota; Sordariomycetes; Hypocreales; Hypocreaceae
Product: ferric reductase like transmembrane component domain-containing protein
Exons: 9
Coding region: 1-2289 (762 amino acids)
Biological process (GO): iron ion transport; copper ion import; intracellular iron ion homeostasis
Cellular component (GO): plasma membrane
Molecular function (GO): ferric-chelate reductase activity
Source: RefSeq, a predicted model, not a curated record
AUGAAACACCUCCUCGGGGUCAGUCUGACUCUUGUCGGCUUAUUCACGUCACAUGGGCACUCUAGAGUUAUCAGCAAAGACCAGGAGUGUGUUUCCGCUGUCUUUGGUAUUGUCGGAGGUCUCAACUUCGAAGGCAUUGGCUACGGCAACUACUAUUUGGGGAUCUGUCAGAACCCUCUAAAAGUCGUCUCCACCUACGCCAUCUCCAAGACCUAUUGCUCGUCCGCUGACCUAGGUCCCGGUUUCGAAUACCUCAACUGGGCCUGCCUACAAUAUGCCGGCGCUGGACUUAUACCAGAGGCAGAUGUGGCUGUCAACUUGACUGAUGAAGCAAUAAGCCGCUAUCCUAUCCUUGAUCAGGACGACGUAAUCGUUCCGAAGAAUCUCACGACGCCAGUUAUGGUUACGCGAGAUUGGUUCGACUUGGGCUUCCGUACAGAGGACACAUGGGACUAUGAGCUACGUACGCACCCUACGUAUGGGUGGGCUAUGUAUGGAUUCUGGGGUGGUAUCCUCCUCAUCGGAAUGCUACGUCGACUCAUCACCUACAUCGUCGAAAGCCGAUUAUCUCCAUUGUCCACCGACCCUGAAGACCUCGGAGCAGCGGAUAGUCGCGAGAAACCAACAGCAGGAACCAAGUCGCUUGCAUAUAUGUACUCACGAAUCCGCAAGCACCUUACUAUUCCAAGCGGUUUACCUCCGUAUCACAGCCAACUCUUGUUCGGAUGCACCAUACCAACUCGAAUCGAGUCGCUAGUCAUCAUCUCAUGUUGGAUCCUCAAUUUCGUUCUUUGCUGCGUAAACUAUCGUGGAUUCGAGGGCAACCUAUACUGGUCUGCGGUGUCACCUCAAAUAUGGCGAUAUAUCUCUGAUCGAGCGGGCAUCAUCGCUUACGCCAACCUGCCGUUGAUGUGGAUGUUCAGCGGUCGUAACAAUAUCUUCAUCUGGCUCACAGGCUGGUCAUUUUCUACAUUUAAUCUCUUCCACAGGCAUAUCGCUCGCAUAGCAACGUUACAAGCCAUCAUUCAUUCCGUUGGAUACACGGUAUUCUAUUUCGAAAUUGAAGGAGAAUCAAAUUUAGCGGAAGGUUAUAAGUUACAAUGGCAUGAUGCUUGGUUCUACCUAGGAGCUGUGGCAACGAUUGCGAUGAGUAUUCUUGUGUUCUCUUCCUUCAGUUGGUUCCGACGCAGGAUAUAUGAUUCCUUUCUUCUGCUCCAUAUCCUUUUGUCCGUUGUGUUGAUUGUCGCUCUCUUCUACCACACUUCGAUCUUCGACGGGGAAUAUAAUCCAUAUUUAUGGCCUCUCGUUGCUAUCUGGUGCUUCGAUCGUUUCCUAAGAAUCGUUCGAGUAGUCUACUGCAAUCUCCACGUUCAACUACAUAAGAAGACACUCCAUCGCAGCACUGCCGCCAUUUCCUACGACCAGGACGCGAAUUUCAUCCAGAUUGAUAUCAACACGCACGUAAAGCCAGGACCUGGCAAGCACUAUUAUCUCUACCAGCCCUUCCGCUUCACUGGCUGGGAGAAUCACCCUUUGACUUUGGCCUAUUGGAGCCAGUCUGCGGUAGAAACCAGCCAAAGUCAACAAAGAGAUGACACAACAGAUCCGCCUUCAAAAACCGCAGCAAUUGAAGGCGAGUAUCUCCUCUCUUUCUGGAUUCGCCCAUAUGAUGGCUGGACUCGCCAUCUCCGUGAUCAGUGUCUCAAGUCCCAGCCUCUAUCCAAGCUCCCUUCAAUCAUUACAGAGACUAUCCUUCUUGAGGGGCCUUACGGCAUCGCAGAGCCCCUGUGGACUUUUGACGAGGUCCUUCUUAUUGCGGGUGGAUCCGGCAUCACGGCCAUGGUUCCGUACAUACUUGACCACAUUGCAAGAACCGCCUCGUCCAAUAAAUCGAGCCAGACACGCAUACGUGGGCUGACACUGAUCUGGACCAAUCCUAAAGAAGCCUUUAUCCGUCGGAUUGCCCAGCGGGAACUCGCGGCGGCACUUAAACGAGACGAUGUCCGUGCCACGGAAAGCGGUGUAUUAAAAGGCAAAGAGGAGACAGACAUAUCUGAAUCGGCAGAUGGCGCAGACGAGGCCUGUUCUUUGCCUAUCACAAUGUGCAGGCCAGAUAUACCGGCAAUCAUUGAGAAGGCAGCGGCCUCUGCUACCGAGUCCGGAUCACGACUUGCGGUCAUGAGCUGCGGUCCUGGUAAAAUGUCAGAUGCAGCUAGAGAGGCGACAUAUCGAGCUAUACGUCAACAGAACAAUUCUGUUGAGUAUUUUGAAGAAUCAUUCGGGUGGUAG